CAAAAACCCUCUCGAAGUCACCCUUUCUCUCGUGGAUUCUUCCCCAAGGAUUCCCGUCUCGUCUGCCGCCGGUUAGUAUUUGCCCUAAUAGAGAGAGAGAGAGAGAGAGAUCUGUUCUUGAAAGGGUCGGAUCGCAACGGGAGAGAACCAAUGGGAAGGGUUGCUCACGGUCUCAUCGCUCGAUCCCUUCUCCGCCGCAACCUUGCUCCUCCCCCCUUCUCCUCCUACGCCGCCGCCGCCGCCGCCACCGCCCAGCGGACGGUCCCAAUUGCAUCUUCCUGCGGCACCGCCUCUGAUGUUGCGACCUCUCCGAGGCCGAGAUGGCGGUUGUUCUCUCUCCCGGUUGCGCCUUCGAGGUCCGUCUCUGUCGGCCUGGCCGGAGCUCUCUCCUUCUCCUUGACUCUUGUGACGGCGGCCGAGGCGAAGGAGCCUCCGUCCCCCGAGCUGAUCCCCAAGGAUGUCGUCCUCUACCAGUACGAGGCCUGCCCCUUCUGUAACAAGGUCAAAGCUUUUUUGGACUAUCAUGAUGUACCAUACAAAGUUGUAGAGGUCAACCCUCUCAGUAAGAAGGAGAUCAAGUGGUCUGAUUAUAAGAAGGUUCCCAUACUGGUUGUGGAUGGAGAACAGCUAAUUGAGUCAUCAGAUAUAGUUAAAAAAUUAAGCCAGAGGUUCCGUCCUGAGAAUUCCGUCAUUGAUGAGGAGGAGACAAAAUGGCUUAGGUGGGUUGAUGAUCACCUGGUGCAUAUGUUGUCACCAAAUAUAUACAGAACUACUUCUGAGGCGCUGGAAUCCUUUGAUUACAUAGCCAAGCAUGGAAACUUUAGCAUGACAGAGCGGUUCACCGUGAAAUAUGCCGGAGCGGCAAUCAUGUACAUGGUGUCCAAGAAGCUGAAGAAGAAAUACAACAUCACCGACGAGCGUGCUGCGUUGUAUGAAGCUGCACAAACAUGGACCACAGCACUUGAUGGCAGAGAUUUUCUUGGUGGUGCAAAACCCAACUUAGCAGAUCUUGCUGUCUAUGGUGUGCUGAGGCCAAUUAGAUAUCUGAAGGCUGGUAAAGAUAUGGUGGAUAACACUAAGAUUGGUGAAUGGUACCAAAGAAUGGAAAUUGCUGUUGGAGAGUCAUCAAGGAUUGCAGCCUAAUAUGCAAAUUGGUUUAUUGCCAACUGAUUUUGUUAAGGGAAAGCACAGAAUUCUUUUCAGUCCUUCCUUGCAGUAGUUUUUUUUUUUCUUUAUGAUUAUGUUUUACAGAAGCCAAAACCAGUUUUGGAAAACAGUUUGCCAGGUAUAAAUUGAGAGACUUAAUGGGGAGAUCUUAUUGUUUCUCUGCCAGACAGGAAUAUCAAUCUUGUUUCAUUUAAGAAUAAUCUCGAUUUGUAUGGUUUAUGUAUUGAGGUCGUUUCUCUGCCAGACAGGAAUAUCAAUCUAGUUUCAUUUAAUAAUAAUCCAUAUUUGUAUGGUUUAUU
This is a messenger RNA of Musa acuminata subsp. malaccensis (wild Malaysian banana), 1466 nucleotides long. RefSeq lists its product as uncharacterized. The record is from RefSeq and is a predicted model, not a curated record. Gene Ontology annotation, cellular component: mitochondrion. Gene Ontology annotation, molecular function: prostaglandin-E synthase activity. NCBI's taxonomy places the organism in Eukaryota, Viridiplantae, Streptophyta, Magnoliopsida, Zingiberales, Musaceae.